Molecule: messenger RNA, 924 nt
Organism: Engraulis encrasicolus (European anchovy)
Lineage: Eukaryota; Metazoa; Chordata; Actinopteri; Clupeiformes; Engraulidae
Gene: emp2
Product: epithelial membrane protein 2
Exons: 5
Coding region: 168-665 (165 amino acids)
Cellular component (GO): plasma membrane
Source: RefSeq, a predicted model, not a curated record
UCAUUUCACUAUUACUACAGUUCUCUCUGCUCCCUGGUUACGUUUUGUGGGCUACUCAGUGCACACCACUAUUCCAACUUCAACGACUUUUCUACUUGACUUACAAAUAACCACGAUUUGACGUCUGUAAUUCCUCCUUACUAUUUUGUUGCUGAGAUCUCGCAGCCAUGUUGGUAAUAUUGGCCUUCAUCAUUCUCUUCCACAUAGUCUCUGCCAUCCUUCUAUUCAUCGCAACAAUAAAAAAUGCCUGGUGGGUUGUGGCGGCCGACCCCAACUCUAUCUACGCUGACCUGUGGUACGUCUGCAAUAACACAGUCUGUGGCCCCAUACCCAACAGCGCAUCGUCUGACGCAGGCUACCUCCAGGCUGUACAGGCUACCAUGAUCCUGUCCACCAUCCUGUGCUGCGUGGGCUUCUUCGUCUUCAUCCUGCAGCUCUUCCGUCUGAAGCAGGGAGAGCGCUUCGUCUUCACCGCCAUCAUCCAGCUGAUGUCAUCUCUCUGUGUGAUGAUUGGUGCCUCUGUGUACACUGCGCAGCAUGCCUCCUUCCAAGGCCAGAACCUGCAGGCGGGAGGCUAUGGCUACACCUUCGUCUUAGCUUGGAUUGCCUUCCCUAUGACUUUGAUCAGCGGGCUCAUGUACCUAGUUUUGAGGAAGCGCAAAUAGACAGAACUUAUCACCUCAACUUACCCCAUUGGCAAAAAGAAGCUCUUGCCUUGGGUUUGUUUGUUUUUGUUUUGUUUUUCUUGUAAAUAUUCUUAUUUUUAUGUGUAGUUUUGAAUACAAGCUGACAGAAAUAUAAGAAAAUCAGAAGAAAUUGUCUUAAGUGUAGCAUACUGGAAUCUUUGUUGUUUUCCCAAUAGUAGAAUGGUAUGACAUGUAGAAUAUUAACCCUUUUGUCAAUAAAAUAUAAAAACAAAAAAAA